AUGCACUUGAUCAACAUCCUCCUUUGCCUGGCCAGUGCUGCCUCAGCGGCCAAUGCUGCUCCAGUAGCCAGUGCCCCGGGCAGCAAUUGUCGAGACAGCGGCGUCUGCGCAGGCAUCGAAGCUAGCCUGAGCUCUGCCAUUGCACAACUGAAAGAAAUGGACCAGCACCAGCGAUUCUCGGACGGACAGCACAUCACUUGCGUCGACACGAACAGCGAGGGCAGCUCUUCCCUCUGUCUCUCUUUCCAGGGCACCGGUCGAUCAUGGAGUGUCUUCCAGGCUGCCUGGUUUGCUCAGUCGCUGAUAGAGAAAGGCUGUCAGGCGUGUGGAAGCCUGUCCCUGGGCUCUGAUCACAAGCACGGAGAGCUGACCUCUAGCGUUAUCUCCAAGCCUGCUAGCGGUCUAUGA
Trichoderma gamsii is the source of this 408-nucleotide messenger RNA. RefSeq lists its product as hypothetical. Gene Ontology annotation, cellular component: extracellular region. Lineage: Eukaryota; Fungi; Ascomycota; Sordariomycetes; Hypocreales; Hypocreaceae. The transcript has a single exon. The record is from RefSeq and is a predicted model, not a curated record. The coding region runs from base 1 to 408 and encodes 135 amino acids.